GGCCUCUUGGGUGCCCAGACCGGUGUGCUGGAGCGGUCUGCAUGCCGUAGUCAAGCCACCUCUCCUGACUGCGGCAGAGCGAUAGGCAGCCACAUCACCAUGGCUGAGGAAAAUUUGUGCUUGCAUGAUUGAUGGCAGUAGAUAUAUUGAGCGUCUCCGGCAUAGCGAUGUUUGCAAAUCGAUUCCGCGCUCAAGUGGCAGGACUUUCCCUCUACCUCCUCAAGAAGUACUCGGGUCAGGGGACCAGCUUGUGUUGACAUUGUUGUUUUUCAGCGGAGCGGGGUCCGAUGAAGAAUGUCGGGCGCAAUUUGUGGCUCGCAGCUUCGUUGUGCCGCCCAGCAUUAAGCUCCCUGGAGUCCCAAACACUGACGGAGCGAGCUGUUGGUCCAGAUUGUGUCGUACCUUGCGGCUUCUACAAGCAACUGUGCUGUGCCGCCAAUCAAGUCUGCUACACUGAUGUCAAUCGUCAGGCGCAGUGCAGCAGUACCGCGGUGACGACGCUCACAGCCCUGGUCAUCAUCUCAACAAGGUCAACUUUAGCGACGACCGUGACGACCUACACGGCGCAAACAGAUACAAUUACCUCUGGCGACCUGAACACCCCGACAUCAACCGCUAUUGUCAUCGCAACAACAACAAUAACGACAGCAGGGCCUGAGAGCUCUGCAGAACCAUCACAGGACAGGAGCGCCGAAUGGCCUCCAUGGAAGAUCGGUUCAGUAGCGACAGGGGGGAUCGUGGGUCUUGCGCUUGCUGUUCUAGUGUGUGCAUGCCUGUGUUGUGGACUGGGGAAGAACUGCUUUAGACGUCGCAGAGUGGACACUGAGGUCCCUGUACAAACCAGCGAAUACCCUGCCACCUUGGACAGCGAGAGAGCACGAGAAGAUCAGAGACAACGCCGGAGUGCCCUUAUACAAGAAAAUAACGUAUUCGUGGCAAGGCAAGAUGAAAAUCCCGUCGUGGCCCACAUACAAGCCCGACAGGCUACUUCGUCCGAUCUUGGAAGUUACGGUUCGGGCCACCGGCCGCCCAUCAACAAUGUGCCGAUGCCACCUCCGUCCGCGUUUUCAACGCGAAAUGAUGGUCCGCUCCGGCGAUCCGCUGGAGCCGCCUCAGCGUAUGGUGUGCCCCUGGACCGUCCGCCACAAUACUCAGGCCCGCUUUGACAAACGUUUUACGCCAAUUCUUCCAGCACCACCACCUUCUAAUGUUGACACUCCACGUCAAAUCGCUGCUCCGCAAUAGGACGACACAAGGUCUUGCUGCAUUUUAAUCUUCAUCAUGGCACCCGGCCAGAUUGUGCCUGUGGCAUAUCGCUGAGGGCCAUGUAUAUGGCGUAUCAGGCUGUUCGCAAGGCUGGGAAUUGAUACUGAGAUACUUCUCACCUUGCGACACUGUCAGGCAGGCGGCGAGGCUGGA
Molecule: messenger RNA, 1419 nt
Organism: Dissoconium aciculare CBS 342.82
Lineage: Eukaryota; Fungi; Ascomycota; Dothideomycetes; Mycosphaerellales; Dissoconiaceae
Exons: 2
Coding region: 288-1166 (292 amino acids)
Source: RefSeq, a predicted model, not a curated record